AUGGGCAAGUCUUCACGUGGAUGGAUAGCUGUUGCCGACAAGCAUGUGCGCAUCAGACAGCCGUCAGCGGACAAAGAAGAACUGCGAAAAUUCGCAGCGCCGCGACACGAAGCGCCAGCCUUGGAGGCACCUCCAAGCAAGAAGAAGCUGCGACCCAACGAGAGGUUCGCUUCGAAGCAGAAGGCGGAUGCCGAGGAGGAGCCCGAGGCGGAGCCCGCCAAACCUGCGGAGCCCAAGCCACCGCCGCCAACUGCUCCAACACCGGAGCCAGCUCCACCGCCUGAGCCAGAUCGCCCCACACCACUUGCGGCAGACGCAGAGAGUUCUGCAGAAGAUCGGGAGGUGGCCAAGGGCGAGGAGGAGAUCGCACGUGAAAUGGCCGGACUCUUGUCGAAGCCCUUCUCCCAGCAGAAAAAAGCUUUGAAGGCUGUCCGUGCCCGCUGGCAUCCAGACAAGAAUCCAGACUCUGUGGAAGUCGCCACGCGAGUCUUUCAGUUCAUCCAAGCUCAC
Messenger RNA from Symbiodinium necroappetens, 510 nucleotides. The record is from the annotation of a GenBank genome assembly. Lineage: Eukaryota; Dinophyceae; Suessiales; Symbiodiniaceae.